AUGACUCCACCAGCGCCAGCAGACACCGACAAGAGAGUUUCGAGAGCGUGCAUCAGUUGCAGAUCUCGAAAGACGCGUUGCGAUCUUGAUUCUACCGGUAUACCUGGAGAUCCUCCAUGCCGUCGGUGCAUUGAGAAACACCAAGAAUGUGUUCUCGCAACUUCACGUCGAGGCGGACGUCGCAUCAAAGGCCAGCGUCUUAGUCACCGUCAACCUUCCAACGAAUCUCAUCAAACCUUGGAAACCGGAACGACUAGACAAAUGGACACGCCCUCAGGUUCCCACGCCCAAAGACCUCGAGACACGGAGGAACCCACUGAAUGGCUGUCUUCGCACCUUGGAUCAAACUCAGAUGACGAAGAAGAGGAAGGACGUGACGCUGUGCAACUCCAGGGUCAUUUCACAUCUUCAGAUCUUCUCAACCCCUCGGACGCACUUGAUCUGUUGGCCCAUGUCGCCGAUAUGGAACCCGAGAGACAUAGUAACGACCAAGCACGAGAGGCAGAUGGACAGGCCGAAGGUUCGGGAAACGUCACAGGUGCACCUCAAGGCGUUUGCAACUACCCACCUAUAGAAUCUGGGGCACUGACACUCUCAGAGGUAUCGUUUCUGAUUGAGCAAUAUCAUGACAAUUUUCACAUCUUCUUCCCCAUUGCCUACAGCGUCAUUUUCGACUACACCCGCCUCCUCGAAUCACUAGAGGAAGAGCAAUACCUUAUCACAGCUAUCUUAACCGUCGCUACGAAGGAUGACCCCUCUUGGUCCAAAGCGCACACUGCAUGCGCCCGAUAUAUGGAGAGUCAAAUCUCAAAGUUGAUAUAUACUGGCUCAACAACCGUCGGUGCAGUGGAAGCACUGUUGAUACUUGCCGAAUGGGCUCCUCAGCCACUGGAGGAAAAUCUCAUGAUUGGAUGCGGAAAAGAAGAUCAAGGAUCAUGGAUGCUUGUGGGCGUUGCUAUCCGUCUCGCAUAUCUCCAAAACUUGGAGCAAACUGGACUGACGCAGCGAGGUGAAGAUGUGACUCAGGAUUUGAGUAGGAAAAGGAUAGCUUGGGCAGCUUGCUACAUGAGUGAUCGUCAAGUGUCGAUCCGGCUCGGCAAAGGGUUCUGGUCUCGUGGUCCAGGCCCAUCCGUCAAUCUGCGGGCUGCCGACUUCCCGUAUCUUCAGACACAAACAUUGGGCAAUGAUAACCUAGCUCUGCUUUUCCAAGCACACCUUGAAAUAACCCAACUUUUUAGCAAUGCGCAUGAUAUUCUCUACUCCUCAACCAGCCACAGGGAGCAACUAUAUACAGGAGGGGAGUACGUGCGAUACAUAGAUGACUUCUCGGCUGUUCUUCGUAGGUGGAAGCUAUCAUGGGGCGGACUCAGCUUCGUACCUCGUGUCAAAGCGUCUCUGAUGUUGUCUUAUGAUUUUCUUCGCCUUUAUAUCAAUGCUUUUGCAUUCCAAGCCAAUCUGAACCGCAUCGUCCGUCGUCAAAGGAAGAGACCAGCCGGGCCUCUGUUUUCAGAACUUGCUGCUGCACCGGAUGCAAGAUUUAUCUAUGAGUCGAUCGACGCUGCGAAUUCAAUACUUUGCACCAUCAACAGCUUCAUUGAUCCGGUCAAAGUUUUCAAAUACAUGCCUCUAAAGUUUUAUCUCUAUGUCAUUUAUGCCGCCGUAUUUCUAUUCAAGGCCAUCUUCGCUGGAGCUAUCAAACCAUCGGAAGCACGCGGCGUUCGCCGAGCUAUAUAUGAAACCAUAUCCCGUCUACAGAAAACCUCGGAUAAUCAACAGGGUCUUGGUCAACGUUACGCGCGGUCACUUAAGCUUCUUUGGUUGAAAAUGUUGGGAAGAUCUAGAUCGCAAGCUGCAAGGGCCGAGGAACCCUCUGACUCUAUUGUCUCGAUCAACCGAGGAGCCCACCAAGUUCAAAUGGAUCAAAGUGAACCAACACCAAGCUCUGAUCCUUUCAACAGCUUCUCAUGGAAGGACCUCCACUCUCUAGGGGAGUUCAUAUCCAAUGACGGGACAUCACUUUUCAAUGAUAAUUUCAUCAUCAGCCCGGAGCAAGAUUCGAUACAAGGGAUCGAGGGACUUGAUCAUAUGGGUGGCAAUUUCUUUUAUUCUGGAUCACUGGGUGAGAACGAUAUCAUAUUCUAA
Messenger RNA from Fusarium venenatum, 2142 nucleotides. RefSeq lists its product as uncharacterized. Lineage: Eukaryota; Fungi; Ascomycota; Sordariomycetes; Hypocreales; Nectriaceae. Gene Ontology annotation, biological process: DNA-templated transcription; regulation of DNA-templated transcription. Gene Ontology annotation, cellular component: nucleus. Gene Ontology annotation, molecular function: zinc ion binding; DNA-binding transcription factor activity, RNA polymerase II-specific; DNA binding. The record is from RefSeq and is a predicted model, not a curated record.